Mus musculus (house mouse) is the source of this 6715-nucleotide messenger RNA. RefSeq names its product SWI/SNF related matrix associated, actin dependent regulator of chromatin, subfamily a-like 1 (gene Smarcal1). Gene Ontology annotation, biological process: replication fork processing; double-strand break repair via nonhomologous end joining; DNA damage response. Gene Ontology annotation, cellular component: nucleoplasm; site of double-strand break; nucleus. Lineage: Eukaryota; Metazoa; Chordata; Mammalia; Rodentia; Muridae. The record is from RefSeq and is marked validated. Bases 247 to 2979 code for a protein of 910 amino acids. The transcript is spliced from 17 exons. Gene Ontology annotation, molecular function: ATP-dependent DNA/DNA annealing activity; ATP binding; ATP hydrolysis activity.
GUAGUUCGACGGUGGCCGAGCCAUUCAAAUGCCAAUGGCCCGCUCCAAGAUGGGUGAAAUUGUAGCGCUUGAAUUCUAGUUCCUCUAACAGUCCAACCAGAAGCGAAAACUGCCUAGGCAAGGCUCUGAAAGACGCUCCUGGUCUAGGGCUGUUCUGCUAAGGUGCCUCACCUUACUGGCCUCGCUAGCUUUUACCAACUUCCCAACUAAAGGGUGACAUCCCUGCAUGAGCCUAUCCUGUUAAAAAUGUCCUUGCCACUUACAGAGGAGCAGAGGAAAAAGAUUGAAGAGAAUCGGCAAAAAGCUUUGGCCCGUCGAGCUGAGAAGUUGUCAGAACAGCCACAGAGCGCAGCUUCAGGCUCCUCUGCUGCCGGCCCGUCCCAGUCCAAGCAGGGCUCUCUCCUGAAUCUCCUAGCGGAGCCUUCAAAGCCAGUGGGCCAUGCCUCCAUUUUCAAGCAACAGAAUCUCAGUAAUUCAUUUCCUACUGAUCAGAGACCUCACAGCUCCCGCUGUUCUCAGCCCAGCCCAGCAGAGGAAACGACGGGGCUAUGGAAGACCCAAGGAGAGAUGUCCACAGCCUGCCCAAAGCCUAACCCAAGUCCUCCAGGAGCCUCUAACCAACCACUUUUGGGUUAUAAAUCCAGCGAGGGUCAACCCCAGGCAACCUGGGACACAGGAGCUUCCUCUUCUGGACCAUUCCCCAGGGACCCCGAGUUAGAGGCCAAGGCAGCAAGGCCUUCCACCUCUAGGCAGAGCAUUUCGGACAGCUUUUAUGUGUUAGGGGGAAAAACACCUAGGACAGAAGGGAGACCCCCAAACAUACUGCAAACCACACCCCAAAACACAGGCUUUCUACGGGGAGCGUGCAUAAAGACUGGGGAUCGCUUCCGGGUAAAGAUCGGCUACAACCAAGAGCUCAUUGCCGUGUUUAAGUCUCUGCCCAGCAGACACUAUGAUUCUUUUACAAAGACCUGGGACUUCAGCAUGAGCGACUACAGAGCCUUGAUGAAGGCAGUCGAGCGACUCUCCACGGUCUCCCUGAAGCCACUGGACGAGGCUGGUGGCAGUGUUGGAGGACAGACCAGCCUUCCCUCAGCUCCAUCCCUGACCUUUGUGACAGGGAAGUGCAUGCUCAUCUCUCGAGUCCGCUUCGAGGUUGACAUCGGCUAUUCGGAGGCGGUGAUUGGCCUGUUUAAACAGAUGGAGUCCAGGAGUUACGAUAUCAAGACCAGGAAGUGGAGUUUUCUCUUGGAAGAGCACAAUAAACUAAUUGCAAGGUCACGUGAACUGAAGCAAGUUCAGCUGGACCCACUGCCCAAGACAGUGACCCUGGCAUUUGCAUCUCAGCUGGAGAAAACGUCUCCCAAACUGAAAGCAGACGUGCCAGAAGCGGACCUUUCCGGAGUGGAUGCCAAGCUUGUGUCUAGCCUCAUGCCCUUUCAGAGGGAGGGAGUUAGCUUUGCCAUAUCAAAAAGAGGCCGCCUGCUACUUGCCGAUGACAUGGGCCUAGGGAAGACCGUCCAAGCCAUCUGCAUAGCAGCUUUUUACCGAAAGGAAUGGCCACUGCUGGUGGUCGUGCCUUCCUCUGUGCGCUUCACCUGGGAGCAGGCCUUUCUUCGGUGGCUUCCAUCUCUUAGCCCAGAGAACAUCAACGUGGUGGUGACCGGGAAGGGCCGCCUAACAGCUGGCUUGGUCAAUAUUGUCAGCUUUGACCUCCUUUGCAAGUUGGAGAGGCAGCUAAAAACCCCUUUCAAAGUCGUCAUUAUUGAUGAAUCACACUUCCUCAAGAACAUAAAGACUGCCCGCUGCCGAGCAGCUGUGCCUAUCCUAAAGGUUGCCAAGAGGGUGAUCCUACUGUCAGGCACACCCGCCAUGUCUCGGCCCGCAGAGCUCUACACGCAGAUCAUUGCUGUCAAGCCAACCUUCUUCCCUCAGUUUCAUGCCUUUGGACUCCGCUACUGUGACGCCAAACGGCUCCCUUGGGGCUGGGACUACUCAGGCUCCUCCAACCUGGGCGAGCUGAAGCUGCUGCUAGAGGAAGCAAUCAUGCUGCGGCGCCUCAAAUCCGACGUGCUCUCCCAGCUUCCGGCCAAGCAGCGCAAGAUGGUGGUGGUCAACCCUGGUCGGAUCAGCUCCAGGGCUAAGGCAGCCCUGGAUGCAGCAGCCAAAGAAAUGACCAAGGACAAAACUAAACAGCAACAGAAAGAAGCUCUCCUUGUCUUCUUCAACAGAACAGCAGAAGCUAAAAUCCCAUGUGUCGUCGAGUAUAUCCUGGACCUUCUGGACAGCGGACGAGAGAAGUUUCUAGUGUUUGCACACCAUAAGGUGAUUCUGGAUGCAGUUGCCAAGGAGCUCGAGAGGAAGAACGUUCAACACAUCCGGAUCGAUGGCUCCACUCCCUCAGCAGACCGGGAGGCUCAGUGCCAGCGGUUCCAGCUGUCCAAAGGGCACACAGUGGCACUGUUGUCCAUCACAGCCGCCAACAUGGGCCUCACCUUCUCCACAGCUGAUCUGGUCGUGUUUGCUGAGCUCUUCUGGAACCCAGGGGUGCUGAUCCAGGCCGAGGACCGUGUGCACCGCAUUGGACAGACAAACUCUGUGAGCAUCCACUACCUGGUGGCAAAAGGCACAGCAGAUGACUACCUUUGGCCUCUGAUUCAAGAGAAGAUUAAAGUUCUGGGGGAAGCUGGGCUUUCUGAGACCAAUUUCUCGGAAAUGACGGAAGCUACAGACUACGUGCACAAGGACCCAAAGCAGAAGACGAUCUAUGACCUGUUCCAGCAGUCCUUUGAAGACGAUGGAAAUGACAUGGAAUUCCUGGAAGCAGCAGAGUCCUUUGAGCUAGGAAGUACUUCAGGAACCUCUGGAAACAUUUCCCAGGAUCUGGGAGAUCUCUUAGAUGAAGACGAAGGCAGUCCGCCAAAGAAAAGCAGAUUUGAAUUCUUUGAUAAUUGGGACAGCUUUUCCUCUCCCUUUUGACAGGGUCAGAAAAGGAAAGAAACGAAAGAAAGCAGUCACAAAAUCAUGGGGCUCAUUGAAAUAAAGUAUUUUCUUUAAAAGCCUGUAUUCCGUUUGUCACGCAGAAGAGUCCAAGGCCAGUAGGUACCAUCAUCUCCUUUCUGUGUUCCUAGACAAGGCCUGCUUGGAGGCUUAAUUACUUUUUUAGCUUUUCUGGAUUAAAAGAUACAGUGGCUUAGAGUAGUCAUAGUUUACAUUCUUAAGUAGUGAGGACUUCCUAUACACCUCCAAUAUCUAGUUAAAAACUUCAACUAGUACAGUUAUUAAGCACCUCAUAGUACAGGCACUGUCCAACGUCGUAACCUUCUAAACUAAAGGCAAAGUCUCUGUGGGGUUUAUCCAGCAGGAAAAGCGGCAGUGAUGGCAAGUCCUCUUUCCUAGUACAGGAAAGUUCUGCUUAUGGACAUGAAAUGUAAAAUGUGAUUUUCUCAUCAUGAAUUUUAUUUUGAUUUUGUAAACCAUCACAAGUGUGAGAAAACAUUCUGAGGUCACAGACUUGGGUGCAGGCAGUGGGCAGACAGUGCGCAGCAUGGUUCUUAGCUUUCCAGCCUCUGACUGAAGCAGCAUCGUCCAAUAGUGAUAUAAUGUGAACCACAGGGUGUGAUUUCACUUUCCUAACAUUUAAAUUUACAAGCAAAAGCAAUGUAUUCCUCCUGCUAGAGUCAACAGACUAGCAUACGAACUUGAGGUUUUUGAGACAGGCUUCCUUUCAUAUAUCCAAGUUAGUCUCCCACCUGCUCAUAUAUCAGAGGAGAACCCUGAACUGCUCAUCUUCCUGGCCCCACCUCCUGGUGUUGGAGGUGUGCACCCCCUUCCCUACCCACCUCGCUCAUUAAGGGAGACAGCAAUCACACCAUUAGAGAAAAAAUUCUUUGGGAUAAGUUAAGGACCAGAAAAUGAAGGGGGUUUUGUCUGUUUUGAGAAAAUCGGAAAGGGACAUUUGACACUCACUUCUACACCCAUCUGCAGUGUGCUGUGUGUUUGAUGUCACAGCUUUCAGAAACAUCCGGAAGCGCUCCCCCCAUGACCGCAGGCUGUUUUCAGGGACAUGAGACGCCAUAGGAAAACAGAGAACACUGUAAAAAUCGGUCUUUUUCCUCCUGGUCCCAGGCUCCCAGAAUAAUGCCUGUGAGACUCAACUAUAUUUACAAAUACCUAGGCCAGUAAGCUUUGGCUGUCUCCUGAUUAGAUCAUAACUUAAUAUCCCAUUUAUUCUAAGUUCUGCCGCAUGGCUGGUCACCUCUGCUCAGCUCCGGUGCUUCUAACCUCCAUGUUCCCAGGCGAAUGCUCUCAAGCUUGGCUAAAUCCCAGAAUUCAAUCUCCCAACUGAUGUCCUACUUUCUAUUUGCUGCCUAAACUUAUAGGCUAAUCAGCAUUUUAUUGACAGGUGUUGAAUCCAAGACUGCUCCUUUUUUUUAAUUAUUAUUUUUUCAAAAUAGAUACAUCAAGUCUGAUCGUCUAUUUACCCGUUCCUUCCACUUACCCACCAAGUCAGUUCAGGAGUAUCACCAUAAGGGGCUUGGAAAGGGUUAAUUAGAGCAGUCUCAAAUCUCUGCCUUUGAUUUGGUUUUCCUGUAGGGUUUCAGUGAGGGAAACAACCUCAGGAGAUGGCACUAAGCCCUUAGUCUUGGGUACUGUGAGUCAGUCUCUGGGCUACAACGGCAGCAGUCAGACACUCAGUUCUGUGGCUCUCUCUGCCCAUGUUUCCCUUCUAUUCGAUGCAUUGUACUAUCAGCUACUCUUCCAACUCUUUCGUUCUGAGGGUGAAAUAUGCAAAAAGUUCAUAAAACAGUUUGCAGCUUAACUGAAACAAGCGCUUGGGUAGGCACAGCCCAGUCUUAUCAAGAUGCUAUCUAGAACCACUGCUCCUUUGCCUUAUGCUUAGCUUUAUUUGUCUGGAAUGAGAUAGGUCUAGGUUCACUUUUCCCCAAUGAAGAUGCAGUUAUUCUCAGCACCACAUAUUAAAAGACUGUCCUUUCAGCUGUCAGUCUGUGGGGACAUUUACUCACUGCGAUAUCUUUGAUGUAAAACUAUUCUAGAAAUGUAUAUUAUAAGUGAGAAAUGAAGGUCCUACACUCUCCCUCUCACCCCUAGCCUACUAUUUCUUAAAGGUGAUAACUAAUAUAAUUUGAGAUGGGGCCAUUUGUAAUUUAUUCUGUAUAUACCUGAAAGUUGUUUUACAAAAAUUGUACUGAAUUGAUUGAACUGCUGUGGUCCGUGUUUCCUAUGACUGUCUCAGAUUACACUUGCCCAUUGUUUCAGAUCGUUCUACUCUGUCUCCCUUUAAGUGACCUGUGACCCUCCCAGAUGCCUUCUUGGUAUUGGCCCUUUAACAAAGCCUGGGUGAUUUUCUUAAGUGAAUGCGAGGAGCUACAGAAGACAAGGAUAUCUGUGUGUGAAUCCAUUUUGGACAUAAUGAUCUCUUUGUCCAGAACUAGCUACGGAGGCAUCAACAGAACGCUGGACAUUCCUGUGACUCUGGGAUAAACCUUUAUGUCUGUGUCAUGAGAUGAACCUGUGCCCCAGAUGGCUUUUAAGAAUAAAGUGUUGCAUAUGCCCUAAGAGAACUGGUUGCCUCAGCGGCUAAAAGGGUCUCUCUCUGGAAGUGACUUUGGUUAAUGACUUUAGAGAUGGAAGGUGAAUUCUGAGUGCUUCCGAAGAGCGAGGCGAUUGAUUCAGACAAGGUUUUUACUGAGACUCGCAUUGGAGCAUGCUGUGGUGAACAUCUAUAACUCAGGGUCCUCUAAUGGCAUGGAAAUUUGCCCAUAAAUCAGACGAAUUGAGAAUUUAUGAGAGGCACAAUUUUCUGCAGUCACUUAGAGCUGAUUUCAUGAGAGCUAUUUGUAUCUCCCUGAGCUUACUAUUUAGAGAGAAUUGCUGGGUUUGAUGAAAUUGCUGUGAGCAUGAAGGAUUUCCUCCUAUCAUAAAGUGUCUCAUUUUCACAUCUCGCUCAUGCACGGUCUCUUCUCAUCCCUGUCGCAGCAGGCCAGAAGCCAUGCCAGGGGACAUAGUUCAUUUGCUGAGUGGUGAUCCAUAUUAGACUAUAGAACCAAGGUAGAGUUCACUCUGCAUGGCCUAGUCUGCCUUAACACAAACCCAGUGUUGGAGGAUGUUUCUGUGCACAUGUAUUCAACUGUGAUUGGAGUAAGGCCAUUAAUGUAUCUUGCUUCUAUCUGGCCUACUCAAGAAUAUCUGGUAUAGAAAACAGAAAAACCAGGGGGUGAGGGGUGAAAGGUGGGAGUGGCCUGAGAGGGGUGCUGGAGAGUUACCCAUCUGGACAUAAAGGAUAUGCCAAGCUGAGAUUAAGAUGGCAGGUGACAGGCCACAUGGCAGGAUGUAGGCCAGGUCAGUAUGGUCAGCUUAGAAUAGCCAGAGUCUGCCCAGCUAUAGCGCCUAACGCUUAUAAUAAAUAAAUAUAAUAAGUCUCCAUGUUAUUACUCAGAGCAAGGGCAGGCACAGAAAGUCAAACUUCUAUACCGAAGUACCUACCCACACAGCCACUGCUAGGGGCCCAGACUGACAGGAAGGCCAUGAAAAAUAGUUUGUCCACACAGCAGCCACAAACAUCAAUCUCAUUUGUUUGAACACAUAUGGGUUUUUGCUGUGCAGUUUCUGUAAGCAGGCACAGUCUACAUGGUGAGUUUUCCAUUGUUACCCUGGUUCCCUUCUGGAAAAAUAAAAAAUAUGGCUGCUCCCA